AUGCCUCCUCGAAUACCACCGUCGGCCGCUUCAAUUACGAUUCCUCGUCCCUCCGUCCAUACCCAUUGCAAAUCAUGCCUCACCCGCGCAUUCUCUUCCACCCCUUCUUCCCAAACUCAACUUCGAAAGCGCAUGUUCAACUGGCUUCAAGGGCCCGGAGCAAAUUUUCGACAGCCUCUGGCCAAUUCCACAAACUAUCUCUCGGCAUAUGAUCGGCGAGGGAACCUGAUACGCGAUCGGAACAAGAAGCAAGGCUCGUCUCCUGAGCCCGUCUCCGAAGGACCAGAAACGGAAAAUGUCGUCGCUCUCGAGGAAGCUGCGGAAGAAGAACCCCGAUUGCGCAAAGAAGACGAGGAAGACCUACGACCCUUCCCGCUAAACCACACAUUCAUUUCACAAAGCAUCCUGUCGGACGAGCUCCGCGAAGAAAUCUGGAAGCGAGUACGAGUAGACGGCAAAUCCGUCCGCCAGGUCUCGGUCGAGAUGGGCGUGGAUAUGCGCAGAAUAGCCGCUGUCGUUCGUCUCGUCGAGGUCGAACGAAGAAUGGUCGCAGAGGGCAAAUCCCUCGCGAUUCCCUACGCACGAGCCAUCCAGUCCAUGGUACCAGUGAACAAAUUGAACCCUCAGACACGCAAGCCCGUUGAGGAGCACGAGCCGAUCAACGACCUUGAACAACAUCCCAUGACCUACCGUCAGAUUUUCUGGCCCACGUCGGAGUCGCGAGCCUUCACCCGCACGGACGCUGGGCGCGUUUUCAGUGGCGCUCCUCGCCUUCCAGACGAGCAGGAAAGGGGACAAGAUGGCAAACCACUCCUAGAGCCCUGGCAAGACACCACCCCCGAGAUCGUCGGCAAACCAGGCCACGAGCAUCCGGUUCUGAAGCCCGCGGAUGCGCGCAUCCCUCACCCGCACCUGGUGGCCUACGAGAAAGACAAGCUCGACCCGACAAUCAAGUCGCACGAGGUUCGGGCCCGCUACGUCGAACGACUACAGCAGGAAGAUGCCAAGCGUAAGGCAAUCAUAGAACGCCAGGCCCGAAUUGAAGAAAAGAAGAAGAUUCGAAUCGAGACGGAUCGCUGGCAGUUUGUCGUCACGGAGGUCCGCGCCACCAGGACCGGCACGGGACUGGACGGGCGUGGCACCAAGGCUCCAGGAUUCAGGUACGGCGUGCCCAGCCAGGAGCGGAAGAAGGGACAAGUCAAGAUCCCUACCAGCGUAGAGGUUUGA
This is a messenger RNA of Capronia epimyces CBS 606.96, 1227 nucleotides long. RefSeq lists its product as uncharacterized. The record is from RefSeq and is a predicted model, not a curated record. Gene Ontology annotation, biological process: mitochondrial translation. Gene Ontology annotation, cellular component: mitochondrial small ribosomal subunit. Gene Ontology annotation, molecular function: structural constituent of ribosome. The transcript has 2 exons. The coding region runs from base 1 to 1227 and encodes 408 amino acids. Lineage: Eukaryota; Fungi; Ascomycota; Eurotiomycetes; Chaetothyriales; Herpotrichiellaceae.